AUGACCUCUGAAUCGACUUCCUCGCAGGUGCACCAACCUGGCAGCGCCGACGGGUGGCACGGCAUCAUCCCCAGCGAGACUUUCCCCGCCGAACCGAACCGCUACCACCUCUACUUCGGCCUCUUCUGCCCGUUCGCGCACCGCGUCAACUUCGUGCGACAUCUGAAGGGGCUCACCGACAUCAUCCGUACCAGCAUCGUCAAGCCAUACCCCAAGGGCGACUCCAAUGGCUGGCCGGGAUGGAAGUUCCCGGCCACCGAGACGGAAUACCCAGGGUCGACGGUCGACCAUCUGUUCGGCGAGGACUACCUGCACAAGAUGUAUUUCCGAGCCGACCCGGAGUACAAGGGGCGGUACGCGGUGCCGCUGCUGUGGGAUACGAAGAGCAAUACGGCUGUGGCUAAUGAAAGCAUCGAAAUCCUCCGCUGGCUCCCGUCCGCCUUCAACGCACACAUCCCCCCCUCCCUCGCCUCCAUCGACCUCUACCCCUCGCACCUCCGCGCCAAGAUCGACGCCAUCAGCCCCUGGCUGCAAUCGGACCUCAACACAGGCGUCUACAAGGCCGGCUUCGCCGAGACGCAGGAGGUGUACGACGAGAAGAUCAUCCCGGUGUUCGGGGCGCUGAACAAGCUGGAGCGCAUCGUCGCGGCCAACGGCGGGCCGUUCGUGCUGGGCGCCGAGAUGACCGAGCUGGACGUGAUGCUGUACACGACGCUGAUCCGCUUCGACACCGUGUACGUGCAGCACUUCAAGUGCAACCUGGGCACGAUCCGACAUGAUUACCCGGUGUUACAUAACUGGUUGAAGGGGAUGUACUGGGAUAUCCCGGCUGCGCGGGCGAGCACGGACUUCAGGCAUAUUAAGGACAAUUAUACGAAGAGUCAAAACAUGAUCAACCCGCGGGCGAUUACCCCGAUGGGCCCGUAUCCGGAUGUGGAGGAGGGCGUGGAACGGGAUUGGAAUCGGUUGACGGUGGGCGGGGUGAAGCAUCCGAAGGUGCUGGAGUAUGAGGCCUCGAUUCCGGAUGUAGUAGGUUGAGCAUAGAUGUGUAUGGACAUUAAUGAGCUAUUGGGAUGAACAGCGGAGAUAAAGCCUUCUCUAACAACUCUGGGAAGAUAAAUCACAUGCAAUUACCCUGACAAGACCGUCCCUGAUGCUCCGAUGCAAUUAGAGGAUCGGCAGAUCGACGGUCCCGUAAAACAUGUAGUCUGCUGUGGGUUGGUGCAUGGAUAGAUGAAUUUCCGGUGUUGAUUAGAGCUCGCGAGUAUCUCAUCUUGUGGUCUACACAAUGGGAAUCGUGUACGAACCUCGGAUGGCUGACGCAACCAGUGUCGCGGGUGCCGAGGCUCGAAGUAUAUUCCGCAAUCUUGGACACGGAUAGAUCGGAGAUCGACAGGAACGACGGUAGCAGGCCCGGCAAC
Aspergillus homomorphus CBS 101889 is the source of this 1421-nucleotide messenger RNA. RefSeq names its product glutathione S-transferase omega-like 2. Gene Ontology annotation, cellular component: cytoplasm. The transcript is spliced from 3 exons. The coding region runs from base 1 to 1038 and encodes 345 amino acids. Gene Ontology annotation, molecular function: glutathione transferase activity. NCBI's taxonomy places the organism in Eukaryota, Fungi, Ascomycota, Eurotiomycetes, Eurotiales, Aspergillaceae. The record is from RefSeq and is a predicted model, not a curated record.